Molecule: messenger RNA, 808 nt
Organism: Lactuca virosa
Lineage: Eukaryota; Viridiplantae; Streptophyta; Magnoliopsida; Asterales; Asteraceae
Source: the annotation of a GenBank genome assembly
GUUGUGUCACAUGUGCCAAAGAAUGCAACGCUACAUAGAGCGUUUGGUCAAGCUCAAUAUUCACUUGAUGAGGAAUUGGCCAUUUCAUGGUCUUGAACUCAACUUCCUGAAUGUUAUGGUCAGUUUAUUCUAACUUACCAUUUGAAUAAUACUGAGCAUGACCUUGGCCUAUUGCCACAACUUGUUGCAGACAACUGAGGCAGGGAUGAAGGGUAAAAGUAUACCCUCCACACCUCCGAGUGCCCCUGUUUUGGCUAUUGGAACGGGAAAGGGGAAAAAGAGGAAAGGUCCUCCCAAGCAAAACUGGGAAGAGCAAGGCUCAAGCUGGGUCACCUAGUAAUGGCCCAAAGGCUAAGCCCAAUGGUUACUCCCCAUGUUUCUGAUCCAAAAGAGGCAGUUUGCUUUUACUGCAACCAAAAGGGGCAUUGGAAGAGAUCUUGCCCACAAAUCUGCAAGAUAUCAAGGAUGGCAAAGUGAAGCCAUCUUCGGCAGAUGUGUGUGGGCCUUCAGAUCAACUACAAGAGCUGCUAACCGAUUCUAUGUGACUUUCACUGACGAUUAUAGCAGAUAUGGAUAUAUCUACUUGAUCAGCAUAAGUCAGAAACUUUUGAAAAGUUCAAAGAGUUUAAGCAUGAAGUCGAAAUCAAUUGGGCAGAAAGAUAAAGAUCUUAGAUCCGAUAGAGGCGGGAGAGUAUCUAGUAUCGAGUUUAACGACUAUCUGAAAGAAUGUGGGAUAGUCUCACAAUUGACUCCUCCUAGGACACCACAGUUAAAUGGUGUAGCUGAGAGCGCAAUCGAACCUUGUUAG